UGGCGCCAAGAUAAAGGUGUAUCCUCAUUUCUCGUUGUAAACGAGAUGAUACGAGGAAACAACGCACAGCAUGAAAAUAGCGACGGUGGGAAGUCGCCAACGAAGCGUUCUCACUCGGGCAAGUUUCUGAAACAAGUAAACGAAGUAGCUAACGCAGCUAUCGCGCCUAUAAAAUCUGCUUUCGAGUUCCUGACAAAUACGGCAGUUAGUGGUCUUAUUUGUGAUGACCAAUUGGCAAGAGAAUGGCAACAAAGGAACCAACAAAGCAGUGCUAGUCAAGUUCGUCACUCGGAUGACGGAUUGCAAAGACGAAAGUCGGUUCCUUUAAACAGUUCAUCGAACAAAGUAAUAACACAGACUCUUGGAAGAAAAAGUACAGGUGCCAUUCAUAAAGAUAGACAAUUGGACAGUCUACUUUCCCCUCAUGCAACAAGUCCAAAAACCACCUUACUGUCGACGUCAAACUUAGAAGAGACGGAUGAAGAAGAUGACAAUAUAUCAUAUUAUACCUGCGCUGAUACUCCAGGUAUUGAUAGCAAGACUGAGGCGCGUACCAGCUUUGCCACAGACUUGGAUAUUUUUGAAGAAAUUUCUGAAGUUCCAAUAGAACCAAGUGUCCAGUUAUCUAGUGAACAAGACACAAAAACUAAUGCUCAAAGGGAAACGACAUCUGAAGGGGAAUAUAAAAAAAGCUCGAAAAAGAGCACAUCGACUGAAUCGAUAGGCACUGAGAAAAGGCGCUUUCAUCGUUAUGCUUCCUUCUCAGCAGCUCAUGACGACUUUCGUAGAGGUAGUGGUGAUCAUGAGGCACUGGCAGAGGCAGCGAGUGAGCCGGGUUUUGAAAUGGCAUCAGCUUCGACUCUAAGAAAACAAGCGUUGCGAAAUAAUGAGCCUAACUACUCUGAACUUUCACAUGUUGCUUCUGAAGAGCAUCUUUCUUCUGUUUCCGUAGCAAAUCAGUCAGCUGAUACUUCUUCGUCAUUGCCAAUGCUGUCAGGACAUUCUCAGGAAAGGCGUCUUGCUUCUUAUCCCAAUGAUGCAGAGCCAGUGACCCCCGAUGGAUAUCGAGUCAAAGAUGAGUUUCUGGAUGAGGUUGGGCCUCCACAGAAUAUGAGUUUCUUCAGAAUUGUUCGAGAAGUUUUCAAGGACGUUAGGAAAGGAGGCGAUUUGACUUCUAUCAGUGUUCCUGCUUCCCUUCUAGAGCCAGUUUCAGCAUGUGAAAAAGUUACGAGAAUCAUGCAACGAGGAGAGUUGUUACAGGAAAUUAUCCAUUGCCAAGAACCUUUGGAGCGUUUCUUGCAAGUAGUGAGAUUUAUCUUAUCAGGUCUUCCCAAGGAAAAGUUUUCGAAAAAGCCCUACAAUCCCAUCUUAGGUGAAACUUUUCAAUGUGCAUUUGAGCAUCGCAAUGGUGGUGGACGUACAUUCCUUAUCUCCGAGCAAGUUUCGCAUCAUCCACCUAUUACUGCUGUGCAUCUCCGAAACGAUACUUUAGGUAUCCGAAUGACAUCUUACACUGAGCCUGAGGCCAAAUUCUGGGGAAAUUCUAUCGAAAUCAAGUUGAAAGGAAAGAUUCGGUUUUAUCUCGUCAACUUUGAUGAAGAGUAUGUCUCCAAUAGAACCUCGUUGAUUCUCAGUGGCAUAUUGGGUAUUGGGAAGUUUCGAGCAGAAUGGCGUGGUCCAUUACACAUAUACUGUGAAAAGACGGGUUAUGAAGCGAAAUUAGAGUUUAAGGGUACUGCGUUGAUGGGAUUUUUGGGAGAAGCAAAUGCGGUUGAUGGAAAGAUUGUGAGAAGACAGAAAGAAGGAACAAGUUCUGAGGUAUCUGAGCAGAAACUGUUUUCAGUAGAAGGUUCAUGGGACCAUCAAAUUAGAAUCAAAGAUGUUAUAAAGAAGGAAAAUCGCAUUUUGUUUGAUUAUGACGACAUUUCGAAGCAUUAUCGAAUGAAACUCUUAUUACCACCUCCUGAGGCAUUAGAAGAAACCAACUCGCUGUAUGUAUGGGAAGGAUGUACUCGAGCGAUUUUAGAAGGAAAUUCUCGACUUGCAGCUGAAGAAAAACAUAAAGUGGAAGAAGAACAGCGUAGGUUACGUCGAGAACGAAUGCAACGAAGAAUUGAGUGGGAACCAAAAUAUUUCCGACUCUCUUCUGAGGGCGAAGGUUAUGUAUUUCGUGAAGAAACUGCCGAAAAUUUGUUUCAUGAUGCACGUAAUAUGUGUGCAGCUCCCCCUUCGCCGAGGUGAUUGUCAAUGUAUUAGCUUCUAUGUAAGUAAUCAGUUUAUUUAUAAAAGUGUCAAAGGGACACUUGUGCUAUGCAGCAACAACGGCAUGCUAUCUAUCCUUUGACAAUAUCAGUAUGGCAUCAGAAGUGUUUUCCGU
This is a messenger RNA of Galdieria sulphuraria, 2377 nucleotides long. RefSeq names its product oxysterol-binding protein-like protein. Gene Ontology annotation, molecular function: sterol binding. The coding region runs from base 46 to 2241 and encodes 731 amino acids. The record is from RefSeq and is a predicted model, not a curated record. Gene Ontology annotation, cellular component: intracellular membrane-bounded organelle; membrane; cytosol. Lineage: Eukaryota; Rhodophyta; Bangiophyceae; Galdieriales; Galdieriaceae. The transcript is spliced from 3 exons.